UACCAACACAAAUAUUUAAAAAAUUGAAAUAUUCCACAGUAGUUGUUAACCUCAAAUAUUUGAUUGUAUUUCGAUUUUCUCUCAAAAAUUAUUGCAUUAAUCUUUUAAAAUGCCAGAAAAAAAUACUCCAGCUGGAUCCUACGAUACUUUAGAAACAAGCCAAAUUAAAAAUUUUAAGGAUUUCCUAAUAUCAUAUAACAAAUUAUCAGAGUUAUGUUUUGUUGAUUGUAUUUCUGAUUUUACGAGCCGUAAUGUUAAACCAGAAGAGGAAAGAUGUGCAGUUAAUUGCGCAGAAAAGUUUUUAAAAGCUAAUCAACGAAUAUCAGAACGAUUCCAAGAAUUUCAAAUAAUUAGUAGUGAAAAUUCAAUAGCAAAUGCUCAAAAACAGGGAAUGAUUCCCCGUUCAUAACUUUAGGACGAUGUCGUAGGAAAAAAUGAAGCCAAAAUUAAUGAUUUAUUUGAUUUGAAGAGUACACAACUUAAAUAUAGUUUUUUUUUUGUUACAUUCGUUGUUGUUGUAAAUACUUACAUGUUAUAUUUUAUUUGAAGUUAUUAUGUUUCAAGUA
Chrysoperla carnea is the source of this 566-nucleotide messenger RNA. Its product is annotated as mitochondrial import inner membrane translocase subunit Tim9-like. The record is from RefSeq and is a predicted model, not a curated record. The transcript is spliced from 3 exons. Bases 110 to 409 code for a protein of 99 amino acids. Lineage: Eukaryota; Metazoa; Arthropoda; Insecta; Neuroptera; Chrysopidae.